Colletotrichum acutatum is the source of this 1535-nucleotide messenger RNA. RefSeq names its product chaperonin 10-like protein. The record is from RefSeq and is a predicted model, not a curated record. The transcript has a single exon. NCBI's taxonomy places the organism in Eukaryota, Fungi, Ascomycota, Sordariomycetes, Glomerellales, Glomerellaceae. Gene Ontology annotation, molecular function: oxidoreductase activity, acting on NAD(P)H. Bases 253 to 1332 code for a protein of 359 amino acids.
UUCUGGAGAGCUCCGUCUAUCUUUAUUCAGCCACCCACCUCCCACCGGAUGCCUGAUUUUACGAGAGGGUCGCGACCCGGAGAAGUGGACGCUAGCGAAAGAGGGCAACUCAAUGGGUCAAUUCCCAUGUUGUGAAGUGUUCCGACCAUGGCCACAGGUUACUGCAUAAGAUGCAUCUGGUCUGCUGUGUGAUAAUUAUGGCGGGCAGCUAAAGUCAAAGUCCACCAGGACAGAAAAACACGAAACCUCACAAUGGGCAGCAAAACAUCAACAGCACCGGCGCUCUACGUCGACGAAGACUGCAAUUUCUCAGUCAUCCGCAACCUCCCCAUUCCCGACCCCGUAGACGGCGAGGUCCUAGUCAAGGUGCUCUACUCAGGCGUUAACCCCGCCGACGUCAAACACGCACCGUACAUCGGUGUCCGCUCCGUCACCCUCGGCUACGACUUUUGCGGCCGCGUCGUCCGGACCGCCGGCGAGAAUGCAUCGUCCACCUUCAAGCCCGACGACCUGGUGGCCGGCUACGUACCCACGGGCAUGGGCAAGCCGAUGAGGCACGGCGCGCACCAGGAAUACCUGAGCUGUCCGGAAGACAUGCUCUUCAAGGUCCCAGUAAACCUGCCCCAGACGCACGCCGCGAGCCUCACGGUGGUGCUGACCACGGCCGCCGACGGGCUGUACAACAUUUUCGGCUACCCUCUUCCAGGGGAGAAGGCAAAGGAAGGGUUCAAGCCUGGCCCGCUGCUUAUUUGGGGCGCAUCUGCCAGCGUUGGAAUAUGCAUGCUGCAAUUAGCGCGGGAGAGCGGCGCGAGCCCCAUCUUCGUCACCGCGUCGCCGGGGCGGCAUGAGAUGCUUACGAAGAUGGGAGCGACGCGCUGUUUCGACUAUAACGCCCCAGACGUAAGUUCUCAGAUCAAGAAGGCGGCGGAGGAGGCUGGGGUGGGGCCGAUUCGGUACGCUGCCGAUUGUGCGGGUUCAAAGGGAGAGGUCACCUCGGCUUCGCAGACGGAGGCGUGUGUUAAUGAUAACGCUAUUGUUCUGUCUGUCGUGGCGAAGCCGGGUGGGAGGAUCAAGAUGCCGCUGGCGUCGGCGAACAAGGAGAUUACCUUACAGCUGGGCGGUGGUCCCGUUGUCACAAUACCGGCGCGGCUGGAGGAUUGGGGGAGAAUGUGGAAGGCGUUGAUGUGGUCUGUUGAGAAUUACGGCACAAAGAUUUCGAUUCCCGUGGUGGAUGUGUUCAAGGGAACGGCGGAGGAUGCGCUGGAGGAGGUGAAGAAGGUUGCUGACCAGGGCAAGUUUGGGAAGCUUGUGCUGGAGCAUCCUUUGCUUUGAGGGAUGAGAAAGCCAGAGGAUGAGCAUGAGCAUGAGCAUGAGCAUGAGCAUGAGCAUGAGGUAUCAUUUUCCGAGGAUUCAAUAUCUUGUACUACAUAUGGCUGUCUACUCUAAGCCUUUUGCUGAUUUGAACAAAAUUUAUUCCAUCUAUCCGUGCGCUGAAGAGGCUCAAGGGUUUACGGGGCUCAUGAUGUACUGGCAAG